UCAUACAAAUGUGGACUUCAUUUUAGCUUGAAAUUUCUCGCUGUGCCGCACAGGACCUUUGUUAGCAUCUUGCUCAGACUUGCCGUUCCGUGGAAGGAAACUUAAUGCUGUAUUUACGGCCACAGAUGCAGAUACUUCUGCUGAUGGUCCGUUCGUUGCCUGUCGUUGAGGUCGAUACCGAAUGGAUAUAUUUUCCGCAAAAUCAUAAACACAUUUGGUCGCUGCCGUUCUGGCUGAUUACCUAAUCUGAAGGACUAAAUGCUAAAUGUACCAUUACCUGGUAGUUUCCUAAGGUACAGUUCUAUCCCGUGAAAAACCAGCGGUACCUACUGGUCUACCUAGCCAUCCAACAGAAGGUACUUAGGUAGAGGAAGGUUAUCUGGCGAUAGUCAGCCCCGAAUCGUCGUCCGUUGAGAGCGUGAGUUUUUGAGUCUGUGAUAGUUAGACCCAGUGCCAAGUGCCCAGGAUGUUAUUCCUAGCGCCGCGCAAACAUCUGUUUGCCACCAACCUGAUCAUCCUGCUGAUGAUCUACUUGAUGCGCAAGUGCCUGCAGCUCUUCUGCAUCAUCGAGAACCGCGCCGUUCAUCCGGCCGAGGAAGAGGAGAAGGAGGUCAAGUUGCCGGAAAGGGAGAUCCUCCAGAAGCGCCGCGGCGGCUUCACCAUCAUCCCAGCUGCCAUGCACCAGAGCAUGCACGGCUUCGGCUACGGCGAGGGUCACUACCAGAUCUUUGUGGAGAAGAAGGAGCGUAACCUCCCAACCAAAUCGCGCCUUAACGCGGCCACUGCUGAAGUCAAGCUGAAUCCCAAUUAGUUAGUUGCCCGCGACCAAAGGGAACCACUGACAUCCCAGCAUGUCAAUGACAAUGUGCCAAUUGAGCCCAGCAAAGCAAAAUCAAACCCAAUCCACAAAUAUCCCUCUACAUCCAAGUCUUCUUCAAUAGUCUAAAUAAUAUCUAAUGCAUGGAACAACAAACACUUAUUUUGUACAGUCAUCAAAGCGCAUUAUUGGCCAUAAU
Molecule: messenger RNA, 1016 nt
Organism: Drosophila melanogaster (fruit fly)
Lineage: Eukaryota; Metazoa; Arthropoda; Insecta; Diptera; Drosophilidae
Exons: 2
Coding region: 467-811 (114 amino acids)
Source: RefSeq, marked reviewed